ACCCACAAAUAAGUCUUAACUUUGAUAUCUUCUGCAUGGUUGGAGGUCACAGCAUUAUCUCAGACUGGACCAAUUUUAUUUCUUCUUUUUCUUUGUUCUGCCGAAAUUCUCAUGUUUUUCCCGGGCUUCUGGAGAAAAUACAUCCUGUUGCUUGCUUUACCCCUGUUGAUAUUCUUGGAAGUUUAGUUUCCGCAUUAGAGAUUAUAAAAUUACUUGUUUUUGUUCUGGGUUAUGUCAUUUACUCUGUCAGAAAGAAGCUGAAGAAGCAAUACAUUCAUCUGAAAUGCAAACAGAUUGAGAAAUUGAAGAAAUCUGAUGUUGAGAUUACAGACAUUAUAUUGUCUCCAGAGGUGGCAUUUACUGGAGAUACAACAUUAGACUACAUGCUUGAUCCACGAAAUGCGGAUGCCUUGAGGGCAAAAAUUCUUAUAACUGAGGCAACUUUCCUUGAUGAAGGGUAUAGCAUCAAGCAUGCACGAGAGCAUGGUCACAGUCACAUAUUUGAGAUCAUGGAACAUGCACAGUGGAUCCGGCAGCAAGGCUGUCCUAUUAACUCAUUUCUCGUCCCACUACAACAUAGAGGUGAUCGUUCGAUCAAAUUGCUUGUCUCCGUUUUAGUUCCUCUGACACAGCAAAUCCCAUUGAAUCUCUAUUAGCUGUUAAGAAGAGGUGUAAAUAGAAUAUCUGUGUGCUUUAAAAUCAAACUUUAUAAAUUUUAUGUAGAAAGCUAGGAAUCAUCAGAAGAAAUAGUUAACAAAAGUGUAACAUAGAAGCAAUUUCUUUUUCAUGCUGAGAUCUUUCUCCUCUGCUUAACGAAGUAUUAUUGCUUGUGGGUUAUGUGGAAAAAUGCCUUAUUUGAAUUCUAAUAAAUGUCAGGAAAAACA
Rubroshorea leprosula is the source of this 884-nucleotide messenger RNA. The record is from the annotation of a GenBank genome assembly. Lineage: Eukaryota; Viridiplantae; Streptophyta; Magnoliopsida; Malvales; Dipterocarpaceae.